Molecule: messenger RNA, 6383 nt
Organism: Salvia miltiorrhiza (redroot sage)
Lineage: Eukaryota; Viridiplantae; Streptophyta; Magnoliopsida; Lamiales; Lamiaceae
Product: DNA polymerase zeta catalytic subunit
Exons: 13
Coding region: 470-6136 (1888 amino acids)
Biological process (GO): double-strand break repair via homologous recombination; error-prone translesion synthesis
Cellular component (GO): nucleus; zeta DNA polymerase complex
Molecular function (GO): DNA-directed DNA polymerase activity; nucleotide binding; DNA binding
Source: RefSeq, a predicted model, not a curated record
CACUGGUGAUGCAGAAAACAAUUAUUCUUAUAUUUCUAUCUACUCUCUAACAUAAUUUCAGAACAGGGAGGUUUAUCUUUCAGAAAAACUACGCUCCAAACAUAUUACAGUAGCAUGUAUAUAGGAUAAGAGGACUAGAAAAGAAUCCCUCUAAUUCAGGGAUACACGUACUAAACACCCCAUAAACAGCCUAUCUAGGAAAAGAAAACUAAAACAAAGAGCAUCAUCUAGUCAUUCUAUAUUGACAUCAGCAAAUCAACAGGAAAAAAAUAUUAAUUUCUAAUAAUUAAAUUUCAGAAAUUCUGCACUCCCCUGAUCCCCUUCAAGUUGGGUGUUGUUAACUCGGUAAACAUUGAUCAUCUGAUUUUCAACUCAGUUUUUCAAAGAUGGCUCAACUUUCGCUUUGGUAAAAUUGGUGUUCUCUAUCACCAUUUCCAACCAAACCUUCAUCUCCCUUUUAGUAUUUACCAUGAAAGCUGAUUCAUGCAUGCAUUCUGUAUCUCUUGCCCUUGAGAAGGCCCUGAAGCUUAAAGGGAAUACUGGCUCAAAACGUCAACAUGUGCAUGGUUGCAAUCUCGUUCGUGCGAGGAAGUUUUACGGUUAUCAUUCUUCAGAGGAGCUAUUUAUGAAGAUAUAUUUCUACCAUCCACAGGAUGUUUCUCGUGCUGCAAAUCUUCUUCUGGUAGGUGCUGUACUGGAUAAGAAUUUGCAGCCAUAUGAAUCACAUAUACCUUUUCUCCUGCAGUUCUUGAUUGACUACAAUUUGUAUGGAAUGGGACAUUUACAUGUUUCUAAGAUGAAGUUUCGCCAUCCUGUUCCAGAUGUUUAUUCUCACCAGAAAGUCAAGUACAAUGGUAAACUGAGAACAUCAGGAGAUGACUCCACUUGCAUGGCUUUUCAGGCAGAUUUAGGUGGUGAUUUUUCUUUGGCUACUCCGAUAUGGAUAUCUUCUACGAUUCCUGAUGGAUGGAUAUGGCAAUUUUCAAAUCAACCCAGUUCUUCAGCAGGUGAAGAUAAUCCACUAUUCAGGCGCCAGAGUACCUCUGAACUGGAAGCGGAUGCUGUAGCACAUGAUAUUGUAAAUCAGCAGUUUAUAUCAUAUGUCUCUAUGUCUCAAACCCCUUCCAACACAAAAAUGGUUCAGUCGCUAAUACCAAUAUGGGAGGAAGAACAUGAGGCGAAUGGGGUAACUGAAGUAAUGCUUCUUGAUCCAGAGAAACCACUACCACAAGAUGUUUUAAGGGAUCUGUUAGGUGGGGCUGAGUUUGAAAAAUUUAUGGAAGUGUUUGAUGAUUCAGAUAACUGGUCACUUUUGACUCCUGAGUCAGUUGAGUCUUCAGCGGUUUGUGGAGAUUUUCUCGACCCUGCGGCUGCUAACCUUGAAGAAAGCAGUUAUUUGCCUUCCAAUUAUUCAAAGGCAAUCGAAAAAGUUGGACCUUUAAUAUCAUUAAAGUCACCACUUCAGGAAUUUAUUGCAGCAGAAACUAAUGAGACUGAUGCAGCUUAUCAACUGCAACUAUCUGCCAAUGCGGAACCGUCAACUGCAAAGGAUGAAGAUGCCUUAAGGCUUUUAAAGUGGCUUGCAUCUUCUCAAGCUGCAGAAGAUAUCAACUCUGAUGAUGAGCUCGCUCAUGAGACAAUUUUGAGUCCCUUACUUCCUUCAAAAAACAUUGACAAAGUGUUAGAGAGAGCCAAUGUGGAUUAUGAAAGUGAAUCUCAGAAAGAGUGUCAAGAUAUUCUUGAUUCUGUUGAUAUGCUUAAUAAUGAAGACCGCGACGGCAAACCCUUCCAGCUUGCUGAGUACAAUGAUCCUAACAAACUUUUGAUGAGUAGGGUUAUUCCGCAAGUGGAUGGAUCCAGUGAUGAUCUACCAUCAACUCCCUGCUCAGGCGAGGCACCCAAAACAGAAUAUAGUGAAGCAAAGUCAAAUUUGGAAGCACAAUCAUGGUCUAGAAUAGCCUCAAAGUUGAGCAAUAAGCAUCUAAAUAAAAGACCUCAAUGGGGUUCUUUACCUGUUUGCUGUCAGAAAGUGAGUGACUUUUCACCUCCCAAGGCAAAAGAAGAUUUGGGGACUUCUUGGACUAGAAAUGAAUCAGAUAAACUUCCACUUGUAAAAAUUAAUAAGAAGAAAGAUGUGUGUCACACAGGGCAAGCUAGUGUAAUAGCUGAAUGCUCUACACGGGAUUUGAUGAGGAGAAAACGGUCUUCUCGAGUUGAACUCUCUGAUUAUAGGAGGGAUGCAGAAUAUUGCUCUGAUUCUGAGUAUGGAAGCAGAGACGUAAUCCUUGGCUCAAGGCUGUGGAGUUGUGAUGAAAACAAAAAGGACCUUACUUCACUGACAAACUCACAUGAGAGGAAAAUAAAUUCCAUUGUUGAGGCCUGCGAUGAGGCUUUUUAUAUAAAACCAUCUUGUUCCCCUGUUUCAGGGGAUUUGCAUCGAUCAACUCGUGAGGAUGGCAUAGAUGCAGAAAAUAUGCCAAAAAAUGGAAAUACAGAGUGUGUUGAUCAUAAUUAUAGCUGUUCUGGUGAAUAUUUGCACAGCACUGUUGAUUGUAAUGUGAAUGUCGCUGUCAGCUCAUGCAAGUCUGAACACACUCAUGUUUCAACCCCGGAGACUUUUGGUGAAGUUUUAGGCCACACUAUGCUGCAAACAGGUAUUGUGGAAUCAUGUGCCGUCCCUUCAAACUCAGCUGUAGGUGACCCUGCAUCCAACACUGCCUGCACAAGUGAAAGGUCUCCAACCUCAGUCUCUAUGCACAAGUUGCACGAUGUUCCAGCCGAUGAUUUGAAGGGCAUGGGAAGGGAAACAACUCACACACAGUUUGAAAAUUCACCAUAUUGUGGAAGAGAUCCUGGCAUGUAUGAAGCUUAUGACUCAUCAAAAGAUGUAGACAAGGAAGCUGAAACUGUAAAACUUAUCGCCAUGACCAUUCCCAAGAAACCUCCAACAAUAGAUUGGAAACAGGAGGGCAAGACUGAAGCUCCUUUGUUUCUUAGAAAUGGGGUUAGUAGCAUAGCAAUGUCUCUUCAGGGAAGAUCGGCAAACAAUUUGCUGCCUUUCUUCGAGAGGAAUUGCCUGGAAGAAGAACAAUUUCCAUGUGUUAGCCCUAGAAAAUGUGGGCCUGUCGAUAACCAUGAAGCAGUAAUGGGUGUUCCUGUUCUUUACCAGAAUGAUGGGUCAUAUUUAUACAUGCUGACUCCUGUAAUGUCGCCUCCAUCAAGGCAAUCUGUUGAUAGAUGGCUGUCUCCUGAUUGCUCCGACAUUUUCAGGCACAAGAUAGACUCACCAUCGCGAUUUCUUCCAAUAUCUGAUGGAUUAUCUGGUGAUAUAGUGGACUCACAGGAUUCUCAGGCUGAUGACAGUAACUCCAUCCUGCCCGAGUCUGCUUAUAUGCCAAAGCGAAAUCAACCACCAGAGCAUAAUCAAGAGACUAAGAGGAAACUAGAAAGCAGCUGCUCACUAGAUACCUCUCAGAUAUCUGGUCCUGAUAAAAAGAUGAGGCUAACUCCAUUAAGUCAGAUUGGUUUUCGAGAUCCAGCAAGUGCGGGUCAAGGACAGCAGCUUACAUUGCUUAGUGUGGAGGUACAGGCUGAUUCUAGAGGGGAUUUAAGACCGGACCCUCGAUUUGAUGCCAUCAAUGUUAUCGUUCUUGUUCUUCAAGAGGAUGAUGAAUCUAUGUUUGAUACUUAUGUGCUUCUGCGGUGGGAUUCUGCUAAUGUAGAAAAGGACCUUGAUGCAGUUUCAGAGUCCAAGAAAUUUGUUUUCCCAGAAGAAUUACAAUUGUUUAAUCAUUUCACGAAGCUAAUCCAUGCUUUUGACCCUGACGUUCUUAUGGGCUGGGAUGUUCAAAGCGGUUCCCUUGGGUUUCUGGCUGAAAGGGCAGCACAUCUUGGCAUCGGUUUGCUGAAUAAUAUAUCGAGGACACCAUCUCGAAUCAAUAUCUCUUCUACAGAUUCUAGGGCUUCUGAAAAAGAAAAAGAUUCCAAAUCGGUAACUGCUGAAAUACCCUAUCUCGAGAACUCAAUAAUUGAGGACGAGUGGGGCCGGACGCAUGCCAGUGGUGUUCAUGUUGGUGGCAGAAUUGUGCUUAAUAUCUGGAGACUAAUGCGUAAUGAAGUUAAGCUUAACAUGUACACAGUUGAAGCUGUUGCCGAGACAGUGCUGAGGCGAAAAAUUCCGUACAUCCCUUGGAAAGUGCUAACAAGAUGGUUUGCAAGUGGCCCUGGACGAGCACGGUAUAGAUCUAUUGACUAUACAAGUGAGAGAGCAAAGUUGAAUUUACAGAUUCUGAAUCAGCUGGAUAUGAUCAACCGAACAUCAGAACUAGCUCGAGUAUUUGGUAUUGACUUCUUUUCUGUACUAUCUCGAGGUUCACAGUAUCGUGUCGAAUCAAUGUUUUUGCGUUUAGCGCACACACAGAACUAUCUUGCCAUUUCCCCCGGAACCCAACAGGUUGCCAGUCAACCAGCAAUGGAAUGUAUACCGCUUGUUAUGGAGCCAGAAUCAAGGUUUUAUGCAGAUCCUGUCGUCGUUCUGGAUUUUCAGUCUCUUUAUCCAUCAAUGGUAAUUGGAUAUAACCUUUGCUUUUGUACAUGCCUGGGAAAGAUCACACCUCCAAAAACACACGGACUUGGCGUCAGUUCGUAUUCACCAGAUUUAAAAACAUUGCGCAAUUUGAAACACGAGUUGCUGGUAGCUCCAAAUGGUGUCGCCUAUGUUCCUUCAAAAGUCCGGAGAGGUAUACUGCCUAGGCUGUUAGAAGAGAUAUUGUCAACCAGAAUCAUGGUGAAACAAGCAAUGAAAAAGCUGGAUCCAUCUCAGCUAGUUCGACACAGGAUACUAAAUGCUCGACAACUUGCUUUAAAGCUUAUAGCAAAUGUCACUUAUGGCUAUACAGCUGCUGGGUUUAGUGGACGCAUGCCUUGUGCUGAACUUGCAGAUAGUAUCGUGCAGUGUGGCCGUAGAACUUUGGAAACUGCAAUCUCGUUUGUAAACUCAAAUGACAAGUGGAAAGCGAAAGUCAUUUAUGGUGAUACAGAUAGCAUGUUCGUACUCCUUAAAGGGCGGUCUGUUCAAGAAGCAUUCACGAUUGGACGAGAAAUUGCAUCAGCAAUAACUGAAAUGAAUCCGAGUCCCGUCACGUUGAAAAUGGAAAAGGUUUACCACCCCUGCUUCCUCCUUACAAAGAAGCGAUAUGUGGGUUACAGCUACGAGAGUCCUGAUCAGAGCAAGCCGAUCUUUGAUGCUAAGGGCAUCGAGACAGUUCGAAGAGAUACAUGUGCUGCUGUAUCUAAAACCAUGGAGCAGUCAUUAAGGAUCUAUUUUGAAAGCCAGGAUAUAGAUAAGGUAAAAACUUACGUGCUGCGUCAGUGGACGAAAAUAUUAUCCGGCAGGGUCUCCAUUCAGGACUUUGUUUUUGCAAAGGAGGUUCGCCUAGGUACUUAUGCUGAACGUGCUUAUUCACUUCCACCAGCAGCAAUUGUGGCCACUAAAUCACUGCGCAACGACCCUCGGGCAGAACCUCGGUAUGCUGAGCGGAUACCUUAUGUAGUGAUCCACGGUGAGCCCGGUGCUCGUCUAGUAGACAUGGUGGUCGAUCCGUUUGAACUUCUAGCCAUCAGUUCGCCUUUCAGAUUAAAUGAUAUCUAUUACAUCAGGAAACAAAUCAUCCCAGCUCUGCAGAGAGUGUUUGGACUGGUUGGAGCUGAUCUGAACCAGUGGUUUCUGGACACGCCUCGCCCAGUGCGCGAAGCUGCUGGGAAACGCCAAUCCCUCGCACAGAAUCCACAGAGGAUGAGAAUCGAUUACUACUACUCAUCCAAGCACUGCACACUCUGUGGUGAGUUAGUUCAAGGAUCAGCUCAUCUUUGUGGUGACUGUUCCAAGAAUGAAACAACUGUUGCUAUAGCCUUGGCGGGAAGAACUUCGAAGCUCGAAAAGAAUAUCCAACACCUUGCUGCUAUAUGUCGUGAUUGUGGAGGAGGGGAUUGGGUUGUUGAAAGUGGAGUGAAAUGCACUUCAUUGGCGUGCUCAGUUUUCUAUGAGAGAAUCAAAGUCCAGAAAGAAAUGCAGUCGCUUUCUGAAGUAGCUACGGCAACUGGUUUCUAUCCUAAAUGCAUGGUAGAAUGGUUCUAACUCUUCGCAUUAUUAUCUACUUAAUAGUAAUGGUUUUUUGUUCAAGGUUUAUGCACAUGUAUGUACCUACAUAUAAAUACAAAUUAUAUACAGUUAUACUAGAAUAUUUGGCACAUAUGUAUACUAAUGUUAGAUUAGAUUUGAUCUUCUCCUUGCCAUUUGUCUUAUUGGUAUGAAAAGGCUUUUAGAGAAGAUUGAUGUAGUUAUUGUAAUUUGAUGUGAAUGCAUUAUUUUGUAGUUUGGUGUA